This is a messenger RNA of Impatiens glandulifera, 2574 nucleotides long. RefSeq names its product pentatricopeptide repeat-containing protein At4g28010-like. Gene Ontology annotation, molecular function: protein binding. The record is from RefSeq and is a predicted model, not a curated record. The transcript has a single exon. NCBI's taxonomy places the organism in Eukaryota, Viridiplantae, Streptophyta, Magnoliopsida, Ericales, Balsaminaceae. The coding region runs from base 302 to 2560 and encodes 752 amino acids.
AUUGAGAGAGAAGAUUCGAGAGCUACCUUCCACUGAAAGCAUCAAACGCUACUGUCAACUUGACGGAGGAACUCUGAUUUCAUCGCAAACGACGGGGUUUCCCGGCGGUGCCUACGAACUCGCGGUAGCGUUUCGGCGGCGACCAAAAAGCUUCUUCAAAGAUGAAUCAACAGUUGCGAUUUCCUUGUUUUCGCUGAGGUGAGCCUCUAAGCUUAUGUGGGUAGGUCGACGACACUGGUGAAAAUCAGAGAACAGCUGUUAAAAACUUUUUCUUGAAUAAGAGAUAAUCAAUUGGAGAUAUAUGAUUCGGUUGCGUGAAAUGAUUAUUACAAAGCAGCUUUGUAGAAAUUGCUCUCUCUGGUUUCGUCCUUCUCAAAACCUGAUCCGGAGUUAUACUAAAUACUUAUCUUCAGCAUCGUAUUCAACUGUAGAAUCUAGUUUCAACGAAUCUUCAGGUAAUUUGAUUGAUAUAGAAAACCGAAUUAAGUUACUGUGUGAAAAAUCCAACCCCCAACUUGAAGAUGCUUUGCUCCUCUUUAAUCAAGCUGUUGACUUUCACGGCCCACCUUCUGAAUCAACAUGCAAUUUUCUUUUAAGAGCACUUUCGAAGUCAAAGAAGUAUAACCAGGUUAUCAAAGUCUACAAUAAGAUGAAGGGUAUCCAUGUUUUCCACAGUUUCUUAUCAUUGAAUGUUCUUCUCGAAUUCUUUUCACAUUCUAAUAAGCCUGGUUUUGCUGUUGGAGUGUUGGGCACGAUGGUUAAGUGUGGUUACACAGUUGAUGCAUAUUGUUUAAACGUCGUUUUGAAUGGAAUUUGUCGAAAUGGUGAUGUUUUUAGAGCUGUCAAGAUUUUCAAUGAAUGGUUCAGAGGGUCUGUGUUAUUGCCUGAUGUGGUUACUUUCAACACUCUCAUUACUGGACUCUGUAAGGCACAAAAAGUAGAAGAAGCUUUGAACAUGAAGGCUGAGAUGGAUAAGGCGAAAACGAACCCCAACUUAAUUACUUACACCACUCUUAUGGACGGGCUUUGUAAAACAGGGCGAAUGGGAGAAGCAAUAGAUUUGUUGGAAGAGAUGAAGCUGAAGGGAUUGAAUGCAGAUGUUGUUACUUACGGAGCACUCGUCAAUGGAUUUUGCGAUUCCAAGAAUUUUGAACAAGCGAAUAAACUUUACGAAACAAUGCUUGAAACAGGAGUUGAACCGAACAAAUUCAUUUAUUCUAGUUUACUGCAUUGUCUUGGCAAAACAAAGCGAUGGAAAGAAGCUAGCGAGUUAUUCAAUGUUAUGUCGGAUAGAGGAAUACAGCCUGAUCUGAUAACCUAUAACGUAUUAAUCGACGGUCUUUGUAAAGAUGGAAGGCCUUCUGAAGCUAUGCGGAUACUAGACUUAAUGGCGGAGAAAGGUAUAGAGGCGAACACGAUAACAUAUAAUUCACUAAUCGAUGGAUUUUGUAAGUCUGGUAUGAUUUCUGAUGCUUUAAGAGUCUUUGAAACAAUGAUAAAAGGGAAUAAUAACAAACGGGACGUUGUUUCUUACAAUACGUUAGCUUGGGGGCUUUGCGAAAGUGGGAAAGUCGACGAGGCGAUAAAGUUAGUUCGUUUGAUGUUGAAAGAUGAGAAUCGAUCAGAGGUAGAUUAUCGGAUGUUAACGUCGUUAAUUUAUGGGUUAUGUAAAGAAGGUAGAUUAGGAGAAGCUAUGGAGAUUCAUCGUGAAAUGAUAGGGGAUUUGAAAAUGAGGGAAAUAGUUCCUUUUAAUUUGUUGAUUAGUGCUCAUUUGAAGAAAGGGUAUGUUGGUACAGCUAUGAAGUUGUUGAAAACUGCGCUUGAUUUGGGAUUGGUUCUGAAUUCACAUACUUAUUCGGCCAUGAUUGGAGGAUUCUGCGGCCUGAAAAUGACUAACUUUGCGAAAGGGCUUUUGAUUCACAUGAUGGGUCGUGGAAUUUUGAUUACGACCGAUCAUUAUAACAAACUGCUCGAUACUCUUUGUAAAGAUGGUAGUUUGGAGGAAGCGAAAGGGUUGUUUUUAGCGAUGAGUAAAACAGAGAGUGAACCGGAUCUUACUUCUUUUAAUAUGAUAAUACAUGGAACUCUAAAAGCAAAGGAUCUACAAUCUGCCAAACGAUUCUUCGAGGAAAUGAUUCAAAAGGGUUUGGUACCGGAUGAUGUGACGUUUUCUACACUUAUAAAUGGGUUUAUGAAGUUAGGGCAGUUAAAGGAGGCCAAACAUACUUUCGAGAGGAUGGUGGCUUGCGGUUGUGCUCCGAGUGUUGUUGUAUACGAUUCUUUGUUAAAGGGUUUUUUUACGAUGGGUGAAAAGGAAGAUAUAAUUGGUUUGCUUCAACAGAUGGCGGAAGAGGGAGUUCUUCUUGACGACGAAAUUACUAGUACGAUUUUGAAAUGUAUGUGUCUAUUUUCUGAUCAUCAUAAUGUUCAAGAUAUUUUGCCUAGCUUUCAACAGGAGAAAUCUAAGGUGGUAUCAUCAUCAUCAAGUAUUUCAUGUAAUGAGCUUUUGACACAACUACAUUUGUCUCAUCCUGAACUUCCUCAAAUUUAUACAUCUUGAUUAAUAGUAUCUCA